Messenger RNA from Recurvomyces mirabilis, 1233 nucleotides. RefSeq lists its product as uncharacterized. The transcript has 2 exons. Lineage: Eukaryota; Fungi; Ascomycota; Dothideomycetes; Mycosphaerellales; Teratosphaeriaceae. The record is from RefSeq and is a predicted model, not a curated record. Bases 1 to 1233 code for a protein of 410 amino acids.
AUGUACUCCACACGCGCCAUCGUCCGCUCCUCGAGAGCUGUACGCAUCAAUGCUGCACCGCUUCGACGCAAUGCACGAUUCGCAUCCGACAGUGCCACCGGCCAGGCGAGCUCGGCAGCCCAGAGCACAGCUCAAUCGCCGGCGGUCGUCGGUGCCCUGACAGGUCUCGCUGGCGGCAUGGUCGGCUUCUACAUCCUGUACCAGAUGUCGGGCGCAGCGACGGCAGCUCGCACAGCAGGCCAGGUCAAAAGCUAUGUCGACAGUGCCGGCAAUCAGCUCAAGUCCACCUUCCAGGAGAACACUCCGGAUGCUAAUGAGGCUAUCGAGUUCCUGCACGAGACAGCCAACAAGUAUGCUCGCUGGUUACCAGGCGGUCGAGAGUAUACAGACAAGGUCUUCCAGGACAUUGAGAUUAUCCGCAAACGUCAUGGCGAUGAAGUCGAUGAGAUCGUCCGUGAGGCAUAUGGAGAGCUGCGCGACGUCAGCAAGCAGGGCAUGAACCUCCAGACCAUGACAUCAACAUGGGAUGUUCUUUCCAAGCACCUUCAGCGUCUGAUGGCCCUGGCUGGUGACGCCGCCCAAGAUAUCAUGAACAACCACCCACAGCUCAAGGAGAAGCUCGGCGGCUCGUUCGACAACCUGAAGCAGCUCGGUGACCAGCUCGGGCCAGAGGCCAAGAAGCAGGUUGACGAGACGUGGAAGGAGGUCAGCGACAUUGUCAAGGAGGGCAUCAACUUCAGCAGCGCUGAGCGGAUAUACAAGCUCGUACAAGACAAGGAGCAGCAGAUCCGCAAGAUGGGCAAGCAGGCUUUCGACAAGGGGUACGAGACUCUGCAGCCACAGCUUGAGAAGGCACCUCAGGUCAAGAAGUUGGUGGAGGACAACAAGGAUGCCUUGAGCUCUGGUAAUUUCAGCGAGUUAGCAAGUGCCGUCUCUGCUGCUGUCACCUCAGGUAGCACGAUGAACUUGGAGAAGUACAUCAUGAACGCCAAGGAAAAGGCCCAAUCAUCAUUCAGCAGCGGCAGCCUCUCCCAGCUCGUCGGCAUGGUCCCAGGCGGCGGCAAGAUCCUGCCUCAACUCCAGAAGCUGCAGCAAGCCGCUCAACAGCAUGGCGAGGAGGCCGAGCAGCUCGCCAAGGACACGCUUUCGGAGAUUGGCCAGGUUCUCGAGAAGCGGAGCCAGCAGCUCCAGAAUGUGUACGAGAAGGGAAAGAAGACUGCUGAGCAGCAGUAA